This is a messenger RNA of Lycium barbarum (goji berry), 1278 nucleotides long. RefSeq lists its product as uncharacterized. The record is from RefSeq and is a predicted model, not a curated record. NCBI's taxonomy places the organism in Eukaryota, Viridiplantae, Streptophyta, Magnoliopsida, Solanales, Solanaceae. The coding region runs from base 1 to 1278 and encodes 425 amino acids. The transcript is spliced from 4 exons.
AUGGAGAGAAUUUAUAUCAGGCCUGGGAAAGGUUUACUCAGAGCUCCAGACUGGCAGGAUGAUGCAGCUAGCAGUUCAGUUAGAAAAGCAUCGGGCGUCUUUAAAGUACACAAUUUUAUAACAUUAUCAGCACAGAUUUAUGCCAUGCGCACCGAACUCAGGAAGUUAGCUGCGUCACAAGCGCCACCACAGGUGCAUGCAGUGCAGCAAGCCAUAGCCUUUUGUGAUGUCUGUGGAGAGGGUCACAACAGUGAUCAAUGCAAGGGGCAAGGAAACAACAAUCAAUACGGAAAUUCCUACAACCCAAAUUGGAGGAACCAUCCGAAUUUUAGGUGGAGUGACAACUCAGGUAAUCAGAAGCCGAACUAUCAGUCAACACCUGCUCCUCAAGCUCCCACAAACAGUAUGGAAGAAAUGAUGAAAAAGAUGAUGGGUGACAUGCAGAAGAUGAUGUUAGACCAGCAGAAGUUGAUAGCAGAUAAUCAGAAUCGUGAUUUGGCUGUACGGAAUUUAGAGAGGCAGAUGGGACAGAUAGCUGGUGCACAAAAUACUAGACCACCUGGAGGACUUCCAAGUGACACAGAUGAAGUGACUUCAAAGAAAACUGGUCGAGUAGAAGCUGAAAAAGAGAAGGCAGUCCAGGCACCAGUGGCAAAGCAGCCACAGGCCGUGGUUGCAAAGCCACCGCCUCCAUUCCCUCAACGUCUGGCAAGACAGAAAGAAGAAGCUACUUAUUUGAAGUUUCUUGAUUUGCUUAAGCAGGUACACGUGAACGUCCCCUUGGUCGAUAUGCUGCAGGGUAUUCCAAAGUAUGCUAAGUACAUCAAAGAUAUUGUUGCAAACAAGAGCCGUUUCACAGAGUAUGCCACGAUUGCACUUACUGAGGAGUGCACUUCUCGUAUUCAGAACAAGUUGCCCACAAAAUUGAAGGAUCCCGGAAGUUUCACUAUUGAGAUUUCUGUUGGGACACAGGUUGUUGCUCGAGCACUUUGUGACCUAGGUGCAAGUAUAAAUCUGAUGCUUUCGUCUAUAUUCCGGAAGCUAGGUUUGGGAGUGCCCAGACCAACCACUAUAGUUCAGCUAGCAGACAGAUCGUUAGCAAGACCCGAAGGCAUUAUUGAAGAUGUAUUGGUACAAGUAGGGUCGUUGAUAAUUCCUGCUGACUUUGUGAUAUUAGAUUUCGAGCCAGACCUGGAAGUCCCAUUUAUUUUGGGGCGUCCGUUCUUGGCCACAUGGAGAGCACUUAUUGAUGUAGCUGUUGGGAAGCUUACCAUGUGA